GAAUUUCUUUUUGAAUGAUAACAUAUCAAAAUGAAAAAUUCCAAAUUCAUGAAAGCAAAGUGAAAUUAUCAAGCAGAAGGGACAUUCAUGCAUUCAUGUGAUGUUUAAUUGUCAAAACUGUACUAAAAUUUCAUUUUGUCCGGUAGUCAUACUAUUGAAAAGUGUCUCAAUCUUUUUCAUCUUAAAAAUUGCCUUCUGUGGGUAGUACCCAUGUAAAAAAAAAAGGAAGCAGUUGAAGGAGAAGAAGGAAAGAAAAGCCUACGCUGCUCAGACAUCUUUCUACUACACAAAUAGAGUACUUAGCCUAUAUUCGCAGCUUUAAUUGCUUUCGAGUAUGAAUUAUUAAUUGUGUCAAUAUCGGACAAAAGCCAUUGAGGGAACUGGCAAUAAUGUGACGUCAUACAUUCCGAGUCUCUACUGCAUUACACGGUAGGUUAUCGGGCUGUUAAAGAUAAUUUACCCGGUUCAAAGUUCUUUAUCGUCUUGUAAACGAUUCGGGAGAUAUUGUAAAGAAUCUCAGUCACUCGAGGAACUUGUGAGGUAUUGUUAAGUGCCAUUUUGUGGUGAAACUUUUUUAUAUUUUCAACGAAAAUAUGUACAAGAACUACGGACACUACGUGUUGGCCAUUUCAGCGGCAGUUACAGUUCUGAUUUCUCUGUGGACUUCGCACACGAACGCUGUUCCUUUGAAUGGAACCAAUAAUACAGGGAAUUUUUCAUCUGUUAACACCACAUCUAGAAAUAAUAAUUCUUCGCUGCAGAAUUCAACAGCUGCUAACUCGACGACUACGUGUAAUGCCACAAUUUCCAACUGCACGACGCAGAAUUCUACUUUGCAGGGCAACGGAACUGUGGUCUAUGUCCAAGUUAAUUUGACAAAUGUAUGCGGGUCAAAUAGAACUCAGCGUCUCUUACCAUGCAACGGGACAGCGUUAAAUCUCACAAAACACUGUGAGAUUGCUAAAACUGGUAAUUUAUCGCUUGUUUGCAGAAAUGGAAGUGUCAUAAAUAGUUCCUUUAUCGAUGAUCUGGUUUCUAAUGCAACAAAAUCUUCCAUCACAUCAAACAACACAAUUAAUUCUGGAAAUCGCACUAUCGAAAAUAUAACAUCCUCGAUUAACGCCACUACAGCGACGCCAUCGAUUCAAACUCCAAAUGGGACUUUAACAAAUGGAUCGCUAGUUAAUGGCACCUCUUCGCAAAACGCCACAGAAGGGAAUGUCACCACAACUUCAAGCUCGAUCUCUGUUAACGCUUCCGCUAAUGCUACCGUUGCUGCACCAACUACAACAAAUUUGGAGGGUGCAAUCUCAAACGCAACGGAAUCUCCGACAACUAAGGCACAAGAAGGCAACGAAAUGUCGAGUACAGCAACUCAGCAAUCGACAACUACGGUAACUAAAGCGGAAGAGACAACUACCGAAAAAUCAACUACUCCAAGUACCACAGCGAAGGAGACAACUACCGAAAAAUCAACUACUCCAAGCACUACAGCGAAAGAGACAACUACCGAAAAAUCGACUACUCCAAGUACUACAGCCGAGGAGACAACGACCGAGAGAUCGACAGCUUCUAUCACCACUCAGGAAGCCUCGUCUCCUCCAAGCGCUAAGGAAACUACCACAAAAGAAAGCACAACUCAGACCACCACAACCAAGGAAACAGUGAAAACAGUCCAGACUACUACGACAACACAAGAAUCCUUGCAAAGAACAACUUCUUCGAAAGAUGAUCAACAGCAUUCGUUGCCAUCUCCUUUGGAUGAUGAAAAGAGUGUGCAAUUUUUCUAUGUUAAUGUGCUCACCCCAAUUGGUGCAGGAGCCUGUGCAGCACUGCUCAUUGCAUUCCUGGUUGUGCUGUGCAGAUGUUGCCGUCGACGAAAGCUAAAGAAAGUGCGCUACUUUGGAAAGGCUCCAGGACAUGUUAACAUGGAUGAGUUGAAUUUGCUUUCACAUUCCAGUGAUGAAGAGUGAUUAAGUUCCUCUUGGGUCCUUCUCCAUAAUUUACCUAUUUUCAGAAAAUCCACCUUCACUAAAAUCUAGAGCAGAUCAAAGUCCAGCUUGACUGUACAAUUUUAUAAUGGCUACACUGGAUGUAAAUUUUUUUCCACUACAAUUCUUUUGGAAAGAAGUUUUAGUGAUGCAGAGUUUUUGACAAACUGGAAGCUUUCUCAGUCCAUCAAAGUUUACCCAGGGUUGUCAAGGUUAUGCAUUAAAUUAUAUGCAUGGAAAUCUCAGGAGGUUAAUAAAGUGGAAGUCAGUGAUUCUUGCCAGCCUUUAUCAACAGGAACAGUUUGGUUAAGACUAAAGAAUCUUUUAAGCUAACCUAUUGCUUGUUAGCAGAAGCACAAUAGCACAUACCAAGAAUUCUGGCUAAUAUUCCAUGAUGUGUUAGGUACAAGAGAACACUUGUUAUUGAGCUAGUACGUUUUUAUACUGCAGUGAGUGAACAAUAAUUGUCAAUCAACCACCACCUAUGAAAAUAGAUUUUGUGAGUAAAAUGGCUUUGAAAUAAUUAAACCGUUUAAGCUCUCUUUUGCAACAUUUAUUUGAUUUAACAGCAAUUUAAAUCAAAAUGAUGAUGAUGAGGAAGGUUUUGAUGCAGUGUUCCAGUUUUCACAAUAUGAUUCAUCAGUAUUUAUACAUGUAUAACAAUUUUAUUCUUGUUGAUUGAACCAUAUUUAACUGUAAAAUAAACAUAUUUGAAAUAAUUAAAUUACAAUGGAGUAAUCUUGAUUAAAGUGUUGAUCAACCUGCAAAUUCUUAAAGGGGAUAAGUUUCUAAAGAAACUGUAGUGCUGUGUCUGUAGGAGAGUAUAGCAGGUAAUUUAGUGUUAACGACUGAGUUGAAAACGUAAAUUGGCCACCGUAAAGGGGAAGCGUCAGCCCUUCGUUAGAGCACGAGUCAUGCUUAGCUAGUUCCAGGCCUUCAGUCAGUAAAAAUUAUGUUUAUGAAGAGUUAAGGGUUGAAGCUGUUCCUCAAGUUAGUCCCGGAAUAAAGGUUUCAGUUUUACGUUUUAAUUCUGUAUCAGCCCAACAAAUGUUUUGUGUUGAACCAAGACACAAUGGCGACAUAGCGAGAUCUGACAUCUUGUUGACUUUAUGUGUAAAGCUUUAAUUUAUACGA
Molecule: messenger RNA, 3125 nt
Organism: Pocillopora damicornis (cauliflower coral)
Lineage: Eukaryota; Metazoa; Cnidaria; Anthozoa; Scleractinia; Pocilloporidae
Source: RefSeq, a predicted model, not a curated record